This is a messenger RNA of Pyrgilauda ruficollis (rufous-necked snowfinch), 814 nucleotides long. RefSeq names its product oocyte zinc finger protein XlCOF19-like. The record is from RefSeq and is a predicted model, not a curated record. The annotation marks the transcript as partial. Lineage: Eukaryota; Metazoa; Chordata; Aves; Passeriformes; Passeridae. Gene Ontology annotation, cellular component: nucleus. The transcript has a single exon.
AUCCCACCCCGGCCCCGGAGCCGCCCCUUCCCCAACCCCACCACCCCCCCACCGUCCGGCGAGGAACCCCCCGGCGCCAAACCCAGCGGGACCCCCCCAAAGGCGCACCAGCCGCCGGGAGCGCGGCGCCGGCAUCGCGUCCGUACCCCUGCGCGCAGUGCGGGAAGAGCUUCGGCCGCCUGACCCACCUGAAGACCCACGAGCGGACGCACACGGGGGCGAAGCCGUACGGCUGUGCCGCCUGCGGCAAGCGCUUCGGCCACCUGUCCACGCUGACCACGCACCGGCGGCUGCACACCGGCGAGCGGCCCUACGGCUGCGGCGCCUGCGGCAAGAGCUUCACCAACCCCUCGGACCUCAACAAGCACCGGCGCUCGCACACGGGCGAGCGGCCGUACCCGUGCCCGGCCUGCGGCAAGCGCUUCAGCCAGCAGUCCAACCUGACCAUGCACCGGCGCAGCCACACCCAGGAGCGGCCCUACCCCUGCCGCGCCUGCGGCAAGAGCUUCAAGUACCUGGCGGACCUGACGGUGCACGAGCGCUCGCACACGGGCGAGCGGCCCUUCCCCUGCGGCCACUGCGGCAAGAGCUUCAGCAACAAGUCCUCGCUGGCCCGGCACGCGCGGAUCCACGCCCGGGCGGCCGCCAGGGACAAGUGAGGGAGGGUGGGGGGCGUCGGUGGCCGCGCGGUGGAGUUUUGGAGCCCCAUGAGGAUGGUGGGUGCCGAUGUUGGCGCUCCGUGGUGCUGGAGAUGGGAGAGGUGUGGUGGCCCCAGGACUGUCCUGAGGUGGCUCAAACACGGAUGAGGAUGGAA